AUGAAGGGCAUUAGCGAUGAGGAUUAUGAGCAUGCACAAAAGGUAUGGAAUGCAAUUGGAGGUGUGGCUCUUGGUAAUUACCACGACGUGUACUUGAACACCGAUGUCCUGCUGCUACCUGAUGUGUUCGAGACUUUCCGCCAUACCUGCCAAGAGCACUAUGGAAUAGAUCUUCCGCACUUCUACACCACCCCCGGUUUAGCCUGGAGGGCUGCCCUCAAAGAAACCAAAGUUGCGCUAGAGCUCCUCACAGACAUCAACAUGCUCUUGAUGUUCGAAAAGGGCCUACGAGGGGGGAUCAUACAAGCGGUAAAGCGCUACGCCAAAGCCAACAACUCAUACAUGCCGGACUAUAAGCCUGACGAAGCCAGCACUUUCAUUCAGUAUCUAGAUGCGAACAACUUUUACGGAUGGGCGAUGGUUCAAAAGCUUCCAACAAACGGCUUUAGAUGGAUCAAGGACCCCGAGAAGUUUACACCCGAGUUCAUCGAGAAAUUGGUGGAGAAAGACAACAAGGGGUACAUCCUCGAAGUUGACGUUGAGUAUCCGCAGACUUUGCACAAGACCCAUAACGACUUGCCCUUCCUACCAGAGACUAUGACGAUUGGGAAGGUGCGGAAGUUAGUACCUAACCUAUAUAACAAGCAAAGGUAUGUGAUGCACAUCAGAACCUGGAACCAGGCGCUGAAGCAUGGUUUGGUGUUGACGAAAGUACACCGCGCGAUCAAGUUUGAACAAGAGGCGUGGUUGAAGCCGUAUAUAGACAAGAAUACCCAGCUCCGUACCAAAGCGAAGAUUAAAUCCGAGCAGGACUUUUUCAAGUUGAUGAACAACAGUGUGUUCUGUAAAACCAUGGAGAAUUUACGGAAUCACCGAGACAUAAAGCUGAUUACCGAUGAGCAGCAGUACAAGAAGUAUGUCCAAAAACUCAAUUUCAAAGAUAGUGUACGGUUCAGCGAGAACUUGAUCGGCGUGGAGAUUGGGAAACUCAAGAUCACCAUGAACAAGCCUGUGUAUCUUGGGCAAGCCAUAAUAGACAUGAGCAAGCUCGAUAUCGCGGGAGACGUGGAAGCCAGAUUCGACACCAGUGGAUACUCUAAAGAUGACAACAGACCCCUACCUCUGUGCAAGAAUAAGAAGGUGAUUUGUUUAAUGAAAGACGAGCUGAGUGGGAAGAUUAUGACGGAGUUUGUCGCCCUACGCGCUAAAAUGUAUGCCUAUCGUAUAUUGGAUGAGAGUGAAGGCAAGCGCUGCAAAGGCAUAAAGAGCUUCGAGGACUACAAGGAGUGCUUGUUUGGUGGCAAAACGAUGUAUAGAGAGCAGGUCCUAUUUGAACAUAAGAAGCACGAGAUCUAUACGGUCAACAAAAGCAAAAUAGCACUGAACAGAGACGACGACAAGCGGAUCAUCGCGGAAGAUGGGAUUAAGACACAAUUUCAGAUCGACAAAAACGGACAACUGACAAAAUGGUGCAUUAAAUGCUUAGAUGGUCAGAAGGCGACACAGGAAACCAGACUUCGCGAUGCUUUAAACUAUGAUACAGAGGGUGCGAGAGAACGGAGAAUACCCCAGCGAAGAAUUGCAACUCGCGAGGCUCCACUACAAAAACAUACAGCCGAUGUGGAUCGAAGACAACCAAAAGAAGGGCAAUCGAUAUAA
Messenger RNA from Hydractinia symbiolongicarpus, 1659 nucleotides. RefSeq lists its product as uncharacterized. The record is from RefSeq and is a predicted model, not a curated record. The transcript has 6 exons. NCBI's taxonomy places the organism in Eukaryota, Metazoa, Cnidaria, Hydrozoa, Anthoathecata, Hydractiniidae. Bases 1 to 1659 code for a protein of 552 amino acids.